Molecule: messenger RNA, 4208 nt
Organism: Onychostruthus taczanowskii (white-rumped snowfinch)
Lineage: Eukaryota; Metazoa; Chordata; Aves; Passeriformes; Passeridae
Gene: RPGR
Product: retinitis pigmentosa GTPase regulator
Exons: 16
Coding region: 1-2217 (738 amino acids)
Biological process (GO): protein ubiquitination; ubiquitin-dependent protein catabolic process; visual perception
Cellular component (GO): photoreceptor outer segment
Molecular function (GO): ubiquitin protein ligase activity
Source: RefSeq, a predicted model, not a curated record
AUGUCUAUUUCAAAAUAUGUGAGGCAAAAUUUGCUUUCACUGAAAUUGACAUCUUUCUGUGUUCCAGAGUCAGGUGCUGUUUUCACGUUUGGGAAAAGCAAAUUUGCAGAAGAUAUUCCUAGCAAGUUCUGGUUCAAAAAUGACAAGCCUGUACUUAUAUCAUGUGGAGAUGAACAUACAGCUAUUAUUACAGGGAAAGGUAAACUGUACAUGUUUGGCAGUAACGACUGGGGCCAGUUAGGACUAGGAUCAAAGAACACUGUCAGCAAACCAACCUGUGUUAAAGCUUUAAAACCAGAAAAACCAAAACUUGCUGUUUGUGGAAGAAACCACACUUUAGUUUACACAGAAAAAGGAAAUGUCUAUGCUGCUGGAGGUAACAGUGAAGGCCAGUUGGGAUUAGGUGACACAGAGGAAAGGACCACAUUUCAUUUAAUUAGAUUUUUCACCAACCAGCACAAGAUCAAGCAACUAUCAGCUGGAUCCUACACCUCAGCAGCAGUAACUGAGGAUGGGCAGCUCUUUGUGUGGGGUGAUAAUUCAGAAGGGCAGAUUGGCCUGGCCAGUGAAGCCUCUGUCAGUGUCCCCUGCAAAGUGGAUAUUGGAAAACCUGUUUCCUUUGUAUCCUGUGGAUAUUAUCAUUCUGCCUUGAUUACAGGAGAUGGUGAGCUCUAUACUUUUGGAGAAUCUGUGAAUGGGAAACUGGGAUUAUUCCCUGAACAGCUGAAGAACAAUAGAGUCCCACAGCCUGUACUGGGAAUUAUGGAAAAGGUUAAUAAGGUUGCUUGUGGUGGAGAACACACCGUGGUGCUGACAGAGACAGAUGUUUAUACUUUUGGACUUGGACAGUAUGGGCAGCUGGGACAUGGAACUUUCGUGUUUGAAAGUUCAGUACCGAGGCCUGUGAAACGCUUGAAGAGGCAUAAAAUUUGUAACAUUGCAUGUGGGGAAAAUCACACUGCUGUGGUAGCAGAGAAUGGCCUGAUGUUUACUUUUGGAGAUGGACGACAUGGCAAGUUAGGAUUUGGAGAAGAGAGUUUUACAAAUCUGUUUGAUCCCACUCUGUGUUACAAUUUCUUGAAGUUCACAGUCCUUUUGGUUGCUUGUGGGGGUUGUCACAUGCUGGUUUUUGCUGCUCCAAGACCUAAAGGAUCUGAAAUCCCCUUGGAAGAUUUGUAUGAGCCUCGUUUGACUGCUGCUACCUCUCAAAGCAGAGGGGACUUUGUGCUGGCAAACACUUUACAGUUAUCAGCAGCACGAAUGCGACGUCGAGAGAGGGAAAGGUCACCAGAGCAGUUUGCUCGAAUGGCACAAACUCUGCCUGCAAUGGGGGAAGGCUUCUUAAAAUCUUCAUUGCCUGUGGCAAGCAACACCAGCCCAUUCUGGUUUUCUGCAACAAGUCAUCCUAAAGCUGAAUCUGGGAGGGAUGGAGACCAUGAGAAAGAAAAUAAUAAUCAAAAAGAUAAACCUAGUGAAGUCUCUUCAGAAGAAGAUUCAGAUAAUGAAAAUCUUGACAGAAACCUUGGGGAUACAACUGAUGUCCUAAAUAUGACACAUGCAAUGAAGUUGAAUCCUGGUGACUGGUCCUUAAAAUUAUCACCACUCCAAAAACAGAAGGAACAAAACUUGUCUGGAAAUGAAGAAAUAGAUGAUGAUGAGGAAGAAGAAGAAAUAGAAGAAACAGAAGAAAUAGAAGAAAUAGAAGAAGUAGAAGAAAUAGAGGGAAAAGAAGAAACAGAAGGAAAUGAAACAAAAGAAGGAAUAGAGAAAAAAGAGGAAAAAGAGGGAAAAAAUGACAAAGAAAAGGAUCGUAAAUCACCUGAGGGAGAGACAAGCAGUAGCAGUAGCACUGUGGAAACUGGAGAGACAGAGGAGACUACUCAGAAAGAGACCAUCGUUCAGCAGGAGAAGGAAAGCACUGACAAUCACACUGUGAACAAUUCUUCAGAGAACACUGAUGACCAAAAAACUGGAGGAACUGUGGGGAGAAAAAAGUUUUCCCUAUUUAAGCGAAAGCCACUGACAAGCCACAAGAAUGUAUGUAGCAGAAAGGAAGAGAGCUCUGAAAAGCCAUUGCAGAGUGAAGAAAAGGAAAAAGAAGAUUUAACUGGUGAAGGCAGUAAGGAUGAAAAUCAGAAUCAUACACUGGAGAAUUCCAGUGAAACUGUGACUAACCAGGACAGAAGGAUGAAAGUUAAUACAUGCAUAUUGCUGUAACACUGUUAUAAUAUAUGGGAAUGUGACAGUCUUAAAGCAUACAGUGCAAUUUUUACUUGAAAACAGUUAUGAUACGAGAUGUUGAUGGCUGCUUUUUUUGAUUGAUUGGAUUCCUGUAAUAUUAAAUAGGCAGAUGAUUUUCUUGGUAUUUAUUGAUAAUUUUAAUAGUUCAAAAUUAUAUACUUAUCAGCACCUUGCUGAAGUUCUGUGGCCUUACCUGUUGAUGUUCUGAAGCAAAAUAUGGGGGGUUUUAAUGUGAAAAGUUGAAUACAGGCAUUUUUUGUUUCUUGCUCAAUAAUUUUAUUCUGUUUCAGUCUACAGAGUACCACUUUCAGCAUGACACUCUUGCAAAAUUAUAAUGUUUGAUAUAUUACUUGGUUUAACUACCUAGUUAAGAAUAUUUAAGGCACUCAGAAAUAUACAUAUUUCCUUCUGUUUUGACAUAGAAAAAACAGCAGUAAAACUUUCAAGUUAACUUGUAGGCCAUUAUGGAAGAAGUUACUUGAGUAUGUGGCUAAUUUCACACAUGGCAGCAGUCCCAGUGGAAACAGUGUAAGGAUGGAAGUAUCCUGCCAAACUGGGACAGGGAGAAAGCUUUUAUUUCUGAGAGGUGCUGAAAACCUUUGCUCCUGCUGAAAUUGUCAUAAGCUGAUGGGCCUCUCUCCUACUGAAUCAGGCCCAGUGAAAACUGGACACCCUCACUGUUGUUUCCCUUGGAUUGUAAUCCUGUAUUCUCUGAACAUCCACACCUUAAUGAGUCUCCAGUGAAGCUUUUCUCACAGGAAAAUAAUGCAGCCAGAGGUACUGUGGCAUCAGUAUGACAGACUGAUCAUCAUGGAGUAAAUAUUCAUGUUUUUCUCAGGCAGACUGGCUUUUCUUCAGAUGGACACUUAGCAGGAGGAGCCAAAAAUCAGUACAAAUAAAAACUGCUCAACACCGCUGCAGCAUUAAGAAGCAGGAAUUCUUCAUUCAGCCAGCUGCUCAAGGGGAUAUCUCCUCCAAAAUAUCGUGCAGGCUAAGUACAGAAAAACUCCUGUUUAGAUACUGUAUUUUACGUACAUAGUCAUUGAUUUUCCCAGAAUAAACAUACACAUGAUAAAUAAUUUCCCUGAAAUCAUAAUUAAAUUUUCCCUCCCAUUUACACACAUUCUUCUGUCCUGGAGGUCCCUUUGCUGGUCCCUGGUGGUCAGUGACCCCCAGUGAUCCCUGACCACACAGUGAACUGCUGAAAGGUGGUACAACCGGGCUGGUUGCUUUCCCAUUCUUCCUGAAAUUUUUCUAGUUUCAGAAUUGCUUAAAUUUUAUUUAAUAGGUCAGAAGUGUCCAGAAUUGAUUUCAUCCUAGGAGUUGGUUCACCUGCAUGUCCUUAUAAGUAUGGCAGGUGCCCAGAUUCUUUCACAGGGUUUCCUCUGUGCUACCAUAAUCAUCAUACUAAAAACCUGGAUGCUUGUGUCAUCCUUUCCCAGAGUUAAUUAGGAUCCUACCUUUGAGACUUUUAUUUUUCUUUGGGCUACUCCUGUGUUAUGCAGUGAAUCUUACAUGAGGGGUUUUUUUCUCCAUUAUAUUUACAUAUUUUCUUAUUUUUUCUGAAUGCACAUAUGGUUUCUGUUCUACUUGGAUACUGUUGAGAAGAGUAAAGUGGAAAAGGAGAAAUAAAGUAAAUGGCGCCCUCAUUAAUUAAAUAAGCUUUAAUUAUUUUUGUAAGGGGAAAUCAGUUACAGAAAUUGUUACUGUAAGAACAAUUUCUUUUUUAAAGGUAAACUGAUUUAGUGAGAAAUAUUACUUUAAAAUGGGAAUUACCCUCAAAACUAACACUACAGAAGUUUAUGUAAUGGACUGUAAACUGCUGUAUGUCUGAGCAGUUUCAGGGACUGGUACAUUUAUCUUGUCCACACACUUUGCUCAACAAGAAGCAGGAACAUAUUAACCCAUUCCAAUGUCUUUUCUACAUGUCUUCAUUUUUAAUAAAAAAGAUUAAACAAAUAAAACAA